Messenger RNA from Cryphonectria parasitica EP155, 1590 nucleotides. Its product is annotated as cytochrome P450. Gene Ontology annotation, molecular function: iron ion binding; heme binding; oxidoreductase activity, acting on paired donors, with incorporation or reduction of molecular oxygen. The coding region runs from base 1 to 1590 and encodes 529 amino acids. Lineage: Eukaryota; Fungi; Ascomycota; Sordariomycetes; Diaporthales; Cryphonectriaceae. The transcript is spliced from 4 exons. The record is from RefSeq and is a predicted model, not a curated record.
AUGUCCCAGGCUUAUCAUGUCGACAUCAGAUCUCCUUCAGCUUGGAAUAGCUGUCUUGUGGUGGCUAUUGGCUGCUCUGGCUUGCUAUUGCACUACCUUGAUGCUCCACCGCCUGUUCCUGGCCCACUUACUGAUUUCCCUGGUCCAAAACUCGCAGGACUCACCUACUGGUAUGAGUGUUACCAUGAUAUCAUUCGCCCGGGGCAAUAUGUAUUUAAGAUCAAGGAACUGCAUGCCAGAUAUGGUCCCAUCAUCCGAAUGGGGCCAGACGAUAUAUCGAUCUCGGAUCCCGACUUUGUCGAUACAAUCUACGCUCCGGGCCCAGGCCAUAAGCGUGAUAAGAAUGUCCGACAGAUCAAGGCUCUGGGUAUAAACAGUUCUGUUGGAGGCUCCAUUGCUCAUGACCUCCACCGGAAGCGACGAGAAGCCCUCAACUCUUUCUUCUCCCAUCAACGCAUCGGUAGGCUCAACCCGGAGUUGGCAGACAAGAUUAGCCAGAUUGAGACCGUCUUUUCUCGAGCCAAAGAGAGCAGUGAGGUACUGAACCUCUCUGAUAUCUACUACGCGUUUUGCAACGACAUCGUUCACGAAUACUGUUUCGGUAACAGUCCUAACCUUCUCCACGACUUGCAACUUGCCAGUAGCCGCCGCCAAAAUGUUGCCAACGUCCUUGGCCGCAGCAAAUUCAAUCUGCAUUUUGGUUGGGUUCGCGAUAUCAUGCAGAGCCUCCCGCCUAGUAUAGGCACAUCAAUAACACCACCAGGGAUUCGCGAUAUGAUCGCCUUUCGCAGGUCGAUCAGCAUACAGAUUGCUUCCAUCCUAGCUAGCAAGCCAUCUCUAAACGAGGCUCCAUCGAUCUUUACCUACCUUCGCGAUAGCCCACAUCUACCCGUCUCUGAGAAGUCACCUCAUCGUCUUCAGGAUGAGGCUACGCUGCUCAUCAUGGCGGGAACAUAUUCGCCAAUUCUGUCACUGCUCGUGGCACACUAUCACCUCAUCGCACGUCCAGAAAUAAUGGCGAAGCUCCGAUCCGAGCUAGCUAUCCACCCUGCUGCUGUCAAUGCCACACAACUAGAGCAACUGCCUUAUCUGUCCGCCAUCGUCCAAGAGUCCCACCGGCUCACCUUUGGAUUGACCGGACGGAACCCGCGGGUCUACCCUGAUGAGACCAUUGUUUACACUGAUAAAGGUACGACAGAUGCAGGUGGCAGUGGGCCGCGUACCUAUACGAUUCCACCAGGCAUCUCCCUCAGCACGUCCACCUUGCUCUUGCAUACAGACGAGUCUAUAUUCCCGGAUCCGUGGAAAUUCGACCCUGAGCGCUGGAUGAUGACAGAUGAUACGGAGACACUGGGCCGCCGACGUCGAUUCAUGAUGAGUUUCAUGCGUGGGACUCGUGGAUGCAUCGGUAUGCACCUCGCGAAUGCCGAGAUAACCGUCGCCGUGGCUGCUAUGGCUCGCUGGGAUAUGAGCUUGUAUGACACGACGGCGCAAGACGUAGCUUUCUGCCAUGAUUAUCAUGUCAUGUGUCCGAGGCUUGGGUCCAAAGGCGUACAGGUGAAAGUGACAGGCCGCGCGGGAAGGGAUUGA